This is a messenger RNA of Microcebus murinus (gray mouse lemur), 2350 nucleotides long. RefSeq names its product transmembrane channel like 4 (gene TMC4). Gene Ontology annotation, cellular component: plasma membrane. The record is from RefSeq and is a predicted model, not a curated record. NCBI's taxonomy places the organism in Eukaryota, Metazoa, Chordata, Mammalia, Primates, Cheirogaleidae. Gene Ontology annotation, molecular function: mechanosensitive monoatomic ion channel activity.
CCUCCCUUACCUGGGGCAGGCCCUGCCCAGGCGGCCAUCAGAGACAGAGCCGCGCCUGGGGCCAUGGAAGAAAGCCAGACCUGGGAAGCCUGGGACUCCUCUGGGGGGUGGCCAGCCCCCCGGGAGGCCAGAGGAGGCCCAUCGCUGUCCUCCGUUCUCAACGAGCUCCCCAGUGCAGCUACCCUUCGGUACCGAGGCCCCGGGGUGCUGCCUUGGGGGGUGCUGGAGGAGGAGGAGGAGGAUGGAGGAAGGAGCAUGCAGGCCUUCACAGAAGCCGCCCAAAAGGAGCUGCAAGAACCUCACUCUUCCCGGGAACUGCCCUGGCCCAUGCAGGCCAGACGGGCACACAGGCAGCGCCACGCCAGGGACCAAGUGGCCUAUGGCUCGGGAUCUAGAGCAGCCCAAUGGGCCCAGGUGCUUCAGAGAUCCAAGGAGAAGAUGAGGGGAGGCCUGCGCACCCUGCAGCCCUGGGGAUGGACCCUGAAGAAGAUCGGGGGCCAGUUUGGCGCCGGCACCGAGUCCUACUUCUCCCUGCUGCGCUUCCUGCUCCUUCUCAACGUGCUGGCUUCUGUGCUUACGGCCUGCAUGAUGCUGCUGCCCACCUGGUUGGAAGGGGCUCCCCCAGGCCCUCCCGAUCCUGGAACCUCUUCGCCCUGCGGCUCCUAUAACCCCUACCAACAGGGCCUGGUCACCUUCCCCACCCAGCUCUUCAACUUGCUCUCGGGAGAAGGUUACUUAGAAUGGUCCCCUCUCUUCUAUGGCUUCUACCCGCCCCGCCCACGCCUGGCAGUCACCUACCUGUGCUCAGUCUUUGCCAGUGGUCUCAUCUCCCUCCUGCUCAUCCUGCAUCGCUCAGUGUCCGGGCUGAAGCAGACACUGUUGGCCGAGUCGGGGGCUCUGACCAGCUACAGCCACCGGGUGUUCUCAGCCUGGGACUUUGGCCUCUGCGGGGACAACCACGUGCGACUGCGCCAGCGCAUCCUCCUGUAUGAGCUGCAGGUGGAGCUGGAGGAAGCAGUGGUGCGGCGCCGGGCUGCGGGGCGGACGCUGGCCCAGCACGUCAGGGUUUGGUUGGUGCGGGUGCUGGUCAACCUGCUGGUGGUCGCGCUCCUGGGGGCAGCCUUCUAUGGCAUCUACUGGGCCACGGGGUACACCGUGGAGCUGCAGGGGACGCCCUUUGUCCAGCAGAUGCCACUGUUACAGCUGGUGAUGAAUUACCUUCCGUCCAUCUUCAUCUCCGGGGUCAACUUCGUGCUGCCGCCCGUGUUCGCCCUCAUUGCCCCACUGGAGGGCUACACUCGGAGCCGCCAGAUCGUUUUUAUCCUGCUCAGGACUGUGUUUCUCCGCCUCGCCUCCCUGGUGGUCCUGCUCUUCUCUCUCUGGAAUCAGAUCACUUGUGGGGGCGACGCGGAGGCUGAGGAGUGCAAAACUUGUGGCUACAAUUACAAAGAGCUUCCGUGCUGGGAGACUCGGCUUGGCCAGGAGAUGUACAAGCUUCUGCUUUUUGAUCUGCUGACUAGCUUGGCAGUCAUGUUACUUAUCCAGUUUCCUCGAAAGCUUCUGUGUGGUCUCUGUCCUGGGGCGCUGGGUCGUCUGGCGGGGACCCUGGAGUUCCAGGUACCCGACGAGGUGCUGGGGCUCAUCUACUCACAGACAGUGGUCUGGGUGGGCAGUUUCUUCUGCCCUUUACUGCCCCUGCUCAACACAGCCAAGUUCCUGCUGCUUUUCUUCUUGAAGAAGCUCACCCUCUUCUCCAUCUGCUCCCCGGCCUCCCGCACCUUCCGGGCCUCCACAGUGAAUUUCUUUUUCCCCUUGGUCCUUCUUUUGGGUCUGGCCGUCUCUGCGGUUCCCGUGCUUUAUAGCAUCUUCCUGAUCCCACCUUCUAAGCCGUGUGGUCCAUUCCGGGGACAGCCAUCCAUCUGGGCCCAGAUCCCAGAGUCUAUUUCCAGCCUCCCUCAGACCGUCCAGAACUUUCUCUUCUUCCUGGGAACCCAGGCUUUUGCUGUGCCUCUUCUGCUGAUCUCCAGCAUCCUGAUGGCGUACACUGUGGCUCUGGCCAACUCCUAUGGACGCCUCAUUUCUGAGCUCAGACGUCAGAUAGAGACGGAGGCACAGAAUAAAGUUUUCCUGGCACAGCGUGCUGUGGCGCUGAGCUCGACCAACGGGGCUCUUUGACCUCCCCAGCCUGGCUCAGGAUCGCGUUCCACUUUCAGACCCCAGACCUGCCUCCAGACCCUUUGUAACCCUCGGUUACUUCAUGCGUAAACUAGAAUUGGAGAAGGCCCCUCGCCGCCCAGUCCCCGACUCUAGUGAACCCCUUUCUUGUAUCAAUAAACACAGCCGAGGUCGC